AUGAAGAAAUCUCUUGGUGGUGCAGCUAAGGCUAGGGAGAGGAAGAAAUUAAAACUGGAACAAGUUGCUCAUAAUUGUUCACAAAACAUUUCUAGCAUGUUUAAUGCUAUAACAAAAAAAUCUUCAAAACUUGAACCAGUUGAACCUCAGGGUAGUAAGUUUACACAACCUAGUCCUAAUAGCCAAUUGCAGCCAGAUGAAGAUCAUCAAGAAUAUUUAGUUGAUGAUCCUAACCCUGUUCAAUUACCUUCAAGUAUUCUACAAGGACCUGAAAACCCCAAAGACAUAUCAUUAACUAAAAGUGAUAAACUAGUACAGCCUGAAAUGAUAUUUCCUGCCAUCAAUGGUCGAAGGUUUUCUUGUAAAUUCUAUGAAAAGUACAAUUGGAUAGAGUAUUCAGUAUCAAAUGAUGCGUUAUUUUGUUUCCCAUGUCGUCACUUUGCUGCUAACCUGUCAGCAUCUGGACAAACUACAGCUCAAAAAUGUUUUGUCAACUAUGGUUCUAAAUGCAAAAACUGGAAAGAAAUAACGAAAUGUUUAGCUAAGCAUAGCAGGUAUGAAAGGCAUAUUAUUUCUACACAGCGUUGGUGUGAUUAUCAAUUAGUUCAAACAAAUAGUAAUCAUUCGGUAGCAAACCAAUUAAUUAAUUUUAGACAACAAAACAUUAAUGAAAAUAGAAAUCAUGUCCACUUUUUACUGAAGGCAGCACUUUAUUUAUCUAAACAAGGUUUAGCCUUUCGUGGCCACAUUGAGUCUGUAUCAUCAAAAAAUAAAGGCAAUUUUAUUGAAAUAUUAGAAAUGUUUGUAAGUGAUGAGAUGAAGUUACGGUUACAGUCCCGGUAUGGUCACUAUACUAGUCCAUCAUAUCAAAAUGAUUUUAUUCAAAUUAUUGCUACAUUAACAAGACAACAUAUACUAGGUUCAAUUAAUAAAUUUGGUUUUUACACUAUUAUGGUUGAUGAAACAAAGGAUUUAUCCAAAAAAGAACAAAUGAGUUUUUUGUUAAGAUUUGUGGAUAAUGACUUUAACAUUUGUGAAAAAUCAAUUGGGUGCUAUCACAUGAAAAAUUCAAAUGCUGAGAGUUUAGCAAAUGAAAUAUUUAAAAUACUAUCAACAAAUAAACUAGACAAAAUGAAUUGUAUUGGCCAAUGUUAUGAUGGUGCUUCCGUGAUGAGUGGGGAAUUUUCAGGGGUUCAAGAAAGAAUACGUUCAGAAGUUCCUCAUGCCAUAUAUAUUCACUGUUAUGCCCAUCGAUUGAACUUAUGUUUAGUUCAAACACUUCAAAAUAUACCUUAUAUUAAAAGAUUGAUAGACACAAGAUGGGCGUAUUGGUACACAUCAAUUAAAAAAAUUAAUAUGCGUUUUUCUGAAUUGUUAGAAGUUCUUUCAGUUCUGAGUAAUGAAGGUGAUCAAACUGCAAGAGCUAUUGGAAUUUUAAAUGAAAUGUCUACUUUACCCUUCAUAUUAACCUCACUCUCCAUGGAAGCUCUUUUACAAACAGUCCAUUGUGCCUCUCUAGGACUCCAAAAUUCCAAUGUGAUACAAUCCGUGGCAGUUAAUUUAAUAAAUAGUACAAAAGAGUCUAUUAAACAAAUGCACAAUGAUACUUUUUGGGAAAAUAUUAAUAACUCAGCAAAAUUAAUUGCUGAAAAAAAUGGAAUAGCUAUAGAAAAUAGUAGAAGAAAUCGAAGACCACUGACUUUGAAUAAAAAUCUUAAUGACUUUUUUGUGCAAUCAACAAUAGGACAUAAUUCUAAACGGUGCAUUGAUACUGAUGAAAAUUUACAAUCAAACAAUCCAAAAUAUUUGUUUUAUACUGCAAUUGACAGAUUUGUAAAUGAGUUGAGUCAACGCUUCAGUGACUGUAAUAAUGCUAUUGUUUUAACUUGUUCCGUUUUUCUUUCCUCUAGUCCUAAUUACUUUAAUCACAAUUGUUCUUUUUUAAAUACCUUCCUUAAACACUAUCAACAUUUUAACAUUAAUAGCCUCUUGCUUGAAUCUGAAUUUCAAUCUGCUAAAGCCCUUAUACAAAAUUCUAAUACAAACCAAAAAACUUUAAAAAUCAUAACUAUCCUCUUAACUUUACCCGUUUCAACUGCUUCAAAUGAACGUUUCUUUUCUUCGCUUAAGCUUGUUAAAACGCAUUUAAGAUUGACAAUGGGCGAUGAACGACUGAGUGAUUUAUUAGUGAUAGCCGUGGAGAAGGAAACAGCUUCACUGAUAAAUUUAAAUCAAGCUGUUGAUAUGUUUGGAGCUAUGAAAACAAGAAGAUAUCCUGUCACUGCCUAG
Messenger RNA from Rhopalosiphum padi (bird cherry-oat aphid), 2289 nucleotides. RefSeq names its product zinc finger MYM-type protein 1-like. The transcript has 6 exons. The record is from RefSeq and is a predicted model, not a curated record. Bases 1 to 2289 code for a protein of 762 amino acids. Gene Ontology annotation, molecular function: protein dimerization activity. Lineage: Eukaryota; Metazoa; Arthropoda; Insecta; Hemiptera; Aphididae.